Molecule: messenger RNA, 483 nt
Organism: Penicillium cataractarum
Lineage: Eukaryota; Fungi; Ascomycota; Eurotiomycetes; Eurotiales; Aspergillaceae
Product: pre-mRNA splicing factor (Srp1)
Exons: 3
Coding region: 1-483 (160 amino acids)
Molecular function (GO): RNA binding
Source: RefSeq, a predicted model, not a curated record
AUGUCUCGAUCGGGAACCACCCUCUAUGUCACUGGCUUCGGCCAUGGCACUCGAGCCCGUGAUCUUGCCUACGAAUUCGAACGGUUUGCCUUUGUUGAGUAUGAGAGCCGCCGCGAUGCCGACGAUGCGUACCAUGAGAUGCACAACAAGCGCAUUGGACGCGAUGACCUCCUGAAGAUUGAGGUGAGUCUUCACAUUGACCGUGAAGUUUAUUACUCUCCGAGACGGGACGACCGGUACGAACGGGAUCACGAUCGUGCAGACCGUGACCGUGAUGAGCGCCGCGACCGCGACCGUGAUGACCGUCGUGACCGCGAUGAUCGCCGUGAUCGUGAUCGUGAGCGUUCUCGCGACCGUUCCCGUAGCCCUGAGGACCGGGAGCGUGAUGUCAAGGAAGACCGUGAGAGACGCGAGGAUGAUCGCGAGCGCCGUGAGGAGGAGCGUGAGGCUGUCCCGAACGGUGAUGAUAGGAAAGGUUUGUGA